Messenger RNA from Rhineura floridana, 966 nucleotides. Its product is annotated as olfactory receptor 14A16-like. Gene Ontology annotation, molecular function: olfactory receptor activity; odorant binding; G protein-coupled receptor activity. The record is from RefSeq and is a predicted model, not a curated record. The coding region runs from base 1 to 966 and encodes 321 amino acids. Gene Ontology annotation, cellular component: membrane. The transcript has a single exon. Gene Ontology annotation, biological process: G protein-coupled receptor signaling pathway. Lineage: Eukaryota; Metazoa; Chordata; Lepidosauria; Squamata; Rhineuridae.
AUGAAUGAACAUUUAGAUAACAAAUCCUACGUCUCUGUGUUUCUGCUCCUUGAAUUCUCAGCAAUCCGGGAACUGCAGAUUCUACACUUCUUUCUCUUCCUGGGACUGUACCUGAUAACUGUAUCAGGGAAUCUUCUCAUCAUCGCUGCAGUAGCCUUUGACCGCCGCCUUCACACCCCCAUGUACUUCUUUUUGAUGAACUUGGCCAUCCAGGACAUAGGUGCGGUUUCAGUAACUCUUCCCAAAUCCAUGGUCAAUUCCCUCAUGAAUACAAGGCACAUUUCUUAUGCUGGGUGUGUGGUCCAAGUUUUUGGAUAUCUCUUCUUUGCAGUCUCUGAUGUAUUUCUCCUCACAGUCAUGGGAUAUGAUCGGUAUGUUGCCAUUUGUAAUCCAUUGCAAUAUGAAAUGGUGAUGAACAGAACAGCCUGCACCAAAAAUAUUGCUGCUGUGUGGGUUGCUGCCUUUCUUUACUCAUUGGUGCAUACUAUUGGAACUUUUGUAUGCCCUUUCUGCUCCAAUGUAAUCAAUCAGUUCUUCUGUGAGGUCCCACAGUUACUUACACUUGCCUGCUCUAACUUAUACUUAAUAGAAAUUGGAGCUAUUAUCAUUAGUGUUAUGCUUGCAUUCUGCUGCUUUGUGUACGUUGUUGUCACUUAUGUUCACAUCUUCAGUGCUGUCCUGAAGAUCCCUUCCAUUCAGGGAAGGAAAAAGGUCUUCUCAACUUGUCUACCCCACCUCAUGGUCUUCUCUGUAUUUUGUUUCACUAUAUGUCUUGCUUACCUUAGGCCUCCCUCUAACACUCCAUCUUAUCUGGACUUUGUAUUAACUGUGAUGUAUACUAUUUUCCCACCCAUGUUCAAUCCAAUAAUCUACAGCAUGAGAAACAAAGAUAUAAAAAAUGCUUUUUCAAAGUUGUUAUAUUUGAGGCACUCUUCAGGGUCAUUUACAACAUCCAUAGGUAUGUAG